AUGUAAAGCUAAUGAAAUCCAUUAACAUUCUCUGGUAAAGUGUAUACAAAAAUAUGUAUAAAACCAGAAAACAUUAAUGGACAAUAGCAAACCAGAGAACAUAAAACAAACUCUGAGUAAACCAAGUAAUUCAUAAUGGUUAAUGAAAGUUUGAUUAGAACUUAGCAUUAUUUUAAAACCUAUAAUUUGCUUAUGGGUAUUAAUAAAAAGUGGAUUUUACAUUGAUGUGGAUGUAAACGGAGGAAGAUAAACCUUCUUACGUGAAUAUUGUUGUAUGAACCAUGGUAUAGAUUUAUAUCGCUACUCCCGCUGUGCCAAGGUGUGAAUUAUUUUGAAUGUAGUGGGUGUUAAGCCACCUUCAGCAAUGGAGAUACCAUAAAGAUCUCAUUAACACGAUUCCAAAGAAUUGAGCUUACAUAUGUAGUUACAUAUAUACACAUUUAAGGAAAUGAAUAUACACAAUGCGUCAAUUACCUGGCCGUCGGGAUCUAAAUCAUUUUGGAAGCUGUAAAAAUAUAUAUAUACAUAUACUUGUUUAGAAAUGGCCAACAGUGAAGCUAGUGUAAACAAUCUGUGGCUUUUGCUUUUAUGGGCGCAUACAUGCGUAUGCAAGCAAGAUAUUUAAUUAUUUGAAGCAAACAAUGGCAGUUUGGUAUACAUAACGCGCGUGUAUUUACAUACAUAUGUUAAAUGGCACAGUAAAAGUAUAAAAAUACGAGUUCUUAAUAUUCGGAAUGAAUCCAAUGGAAAUGUGGUUGAUACAAAAAUGACUACCAUUUUCUGAGGAGCCAUAAGCUGUACAAAUUUAUACUUUAAUCACAAUUGAAAUUAAAUACAAACUUAAAUACAUAUAUCAUGGAGUUCUCAAUACCCUUAACAUGCUCAGGACGUACCGUGCGGAUAUAAGAGUGAGAAAGAAAACUAGCAUGUUGCAGUGGUAAACUUAUUUUUCCUGCUGGCUUUGUUCAUAUUUAUGCAUGUUGCAUUAGCAUAACAUGAAUCUUGCAAUAAUAUAAUUCAAGUUGAUCUGUUUUAUGAGAAUUGUAAUUUAGUAACAAAAUAUAGAAGGUGUUCUCAAAGUUUUGUUUUAAGCCUGCAUCAUUAUAGGAAGAUUAACUCGAAUAUUAGCAAUAAGAAGUUGAGUAGAUUAUGUCGAGUUUUAUUAGCGAAAGUGGAACUUCUGCUGAAUUACAACUUAAUAGCAGAGUAGUGGCCGUAGUAUCUGCGACAUCGACGGCAGCAGUGGCUGCAACUGCGCUUGUGGAGACUUCAAAUCAAAUAAAUUCGAAAAACUCAAUUAUGCAACGGGACAAGUCCGAGACACCUGCAAUUAGUUGUCCUGACGACAUGGUUAGUACAAAUCCUGCGAUCGAAGAAGAAACCCGAUUUAGCGAUACCAGAGGGGGGAUAAAUCUAUCAUUAAUGCAAAACUCGCCUCCACCCCAUAGUUACCGACAUUCGCGAGCCUAUCGUCAUUUUAAAAAUCCACCACAACCACAUAUGUGUAUUCGCACAACCUCAGAAUCGGGUGAAGAACUAUUUAUUAAUGUACUUAGUUGGACGAGAAUAGUGAUACCACAAGAGCCUACCGACCCUAUACCAUUAUAUGGAGGAAUGAGGGUCCCUCCAGGAAGUCCUCGAAGCCCGCCUAUUGUUUUUGCUGUUAUGGCAAAUCCCGAAGUUUUAAAGGAUUCUGGACGUCAUAGCAAAGAUCCAGAGGAACGCAGAGCUAUGGUUGAAUUAAUGUGUGAUUUUGUAGAAGCAAUGAAUCCUGGUCUUAAAUUAGUAAGGAACGCCAUUAUUCUGAAGGAUAGGGAUAUAUCUGGAGAACUAAAAGAUGUAUGGAGUGCGGUGCAAGCUCAAAGAGAUCGAGAAAGGGAGGAACAAAUUAUACAACAACGACAGCAGCAUCACUUUCACAGCAUCACCACUCAACAGAUGUUUCCAAAGUCUACUGAAGCUAUACGAAUUUCCGAACAGAAACAAAUCAAUACAGUAUGUACAGAAAAAUCGGAUAAACUUAUGUUGGGUAGUUUAGCUGAAAAAUCCUUAAAUAAUAGAACUGUUUCUGUGCAGUCAGAUAGUACAAAUACAUCUGCCGCAGGUGAUUUCACCGUACAUAUAAAGGACACUGUAAAAUUAAAACAACCUCAAGAAAUGUAUGAAAUAUGUGCUAAUACCGCAAGUGGUGGUGAUGAUGAGAUUACUAUUUUAAGUGACGGAAAGGAUCAAACUAAUGCCACUAAUAAAUUAUCUGCCACAACCGAUACUUGCGAUAAUAGAGAAGUAUCUGCCAAAACUUUUUCUGGCCCUCAACUUAUAAUCGGAGAAGAAAAAAGUAAAAGUAAAGGUUUCGAACAUAUUGAUAGUCCUUUGCCUUUAUCAUCUAGCACAGUACUCACAAUAGAAACUCCCGCUAUAAAUAACAUAGGUACAAGUUCAGGACUUACAACUUCCAAUCAUAUAAAAAUGAAUACAACGGUUUCCCCCGCAGUAUCCGCAUCAACGAUUACUAAAAAAGAUAAAUUAGUUGGGUUUUUACCUAACGGAUGCAUAUUCCCACGUUUUAAGAACUAUAAAAACAAAGAAAAAGAUAAAGAUAAAGAAAGCAAAUCGAAAGAUAAAACUUUACUCAAUGCUUUGAAAAAAAGCAAAGACAAAAAAGUCGCAAAUGUUGAGAAUUGUGAGAAAUCUUCAAUGGACUGUGAUCCAAAGAUAAAUUACGAAAAAAACUGUAUUAGUUUAGAAAAUGAGAUACAACAUUUGGAUCUCAAUAAAAUCGAAACAACCACAAGUGGUGACAACAUGUAUGCUAAGUUGAAAAUCGCCGCUACUUCGGCGUCAGCAAAAUAGAUAGAUUUAUUGUAUUAUUUUCCAGUUAGAUGCACAUAGAUAUGCGCAUAUACAGUGACUCACACGAUUGUUCACACGGUAUCAAUACCGUUCCUAAUCGAUGAACUCGUAAAUGUUUUGAUGUCCUAUAAAUGCUUUUAUUUUGUUUUUCAUUAAACAACUACAAAUAAAAGCAAUAAUGAAGCUAAAUUUAAAACUCGAUAUUAAACUAUCGUAUAACCAACUUUUGCGCAUAUAAUGGAUUUGAUUCUUAUAGGCAUACUUAAACUGAAACUUGCCCAUGUUUCUGGAAUUUUUUAUGUAUGCCCCACAGGUGCUCUGUUGAGUUAAGGUCCGGACCUUACGGAAGCCAAUCUAGCAUAAUAAUAUUAAUGUCCUGAGCUCAUUCUUGAGUCCCCCCUCGCUUUGUGUUUCAGAUCAUUAUCCUGUUGGAAGACAAUGUCUGACACAUUUUCACCAACCAAUUCCAACACUAUAAUGAAGCCAAAAAAUUAAAAUUAUUCCAUUUUAUGAAAUCAUUUUUUUGCGCAAGUCUGAACUCUUCCAGCAAAAGUCUCAAAAAUGAUCACGCUUCCCUUCGGCGUAAUAUUGAAAUUUUACUUAACUUUAAUUUUUGUGAGGGCGUAAAACAUAUUCGUAAAGGGAUCUCAAAACGGAAAAAAAGCUUUUCGAUUGAAGCGUGAUCAUUUUCGUGUGUCACUGUAUAUGUUUAAGAAGUCCGAUCAUUUGUAUUGUAGGAACUCUAAUGUUAAACGGAAACAUUAGCCUUUAAUAAAACAAGUCUUGUUUCAAAACUAAACUAUCAAUUUUUUUGUUUAGUUUUUAUUUGAUAUGAUUUUAUAAUGAAAAAAUUUGUUUACAGAAUUAUUUAAGGAAACUCAUUGAUUUUUAUGGCCCAUGCAUUAAUUUUUAUAUAUAAAAUUUUUCCCCUAAAUGUAACAUUUGUAAUGUUAAUUACGUCCUUUAAACAUAAGUAAAAUUUUGGAUUGCUUUUUUAAAUUGAACGAAUAUAAAGUAAUCAUUUACAUAUUUCCAAAGUAUUAUGAAAUUAGGUUUAGAAAUAAAUUAGCAUUCAUAUAUGUAUACAUAUGAGAUACACAAAAACGAAGUAUCGAAUCAUUUACAUAAGUACAUAUUUAUUUAUGUUUUUAAAACUGAAAGUCUUAAUUUUUUAUUCUUGCAUCUAUCUAUACAUACACUCACGUUCAAAAAUAACACAAAAAUUUUAGAUGAAUAUUUAUGAUUAUAUAUUAUAAUUAUAAAUUUGCUGCUUGGAAAUAAAUGAUCCGAUCACUAUCAAAUCCUCAUCUUCUAUUUAUAGGUCUCCAUCAACAAAUAAAAAAAAAAAUACCGCAUUUCUCACUUCUUGUUAUAUUUCGACCGUAUAUAAUUUUUUUCUUUCUUUCAGAAUUUUAAAACAAUUUAUACGGUAUUUUUUUUAAUCCCCAAAAAUCGCUUUUUUAGGCUUUCAGACUAGGUGUACCCCUUAAUUAUUUUAAAUGCUUCUUACAAAAUAUAUAAUGAACAUAACUAGCCAAUUUUGCAUAUUUUCUUUUUGCAUUUCUGUUAUUUUAGUAUAACACUAAAUGAAUGAAAAAAUGUCACGAAAUUUCAAUAAUAAAUCAAAGGUAACAAAACUAUUACGUUGUAUAUGAACUGAUAUUUUAAGAUCUAAAUUUUAAAUGAGAACAGUAAGACUCCUAUAAAAUGAUGAAUAUAUUCAUUGAAAUUAAGGCGAUUAACGAUACCUCGGAACAAAUUCAAACAAAUAAGAGUUUUUUUCAAAUGCAUAUGACACAGUCAGUUCCUUUUUCAAAAGUGAGUAUUGUCAUAAAAAUAAUAAUUAUGGUGUCUACAAGUUUUACAACUUUAUUCUUUUCUAUUUGAGGAUUACCACAUUGGGGUAGAAUUGUAGUACAGUAAUUUGUAUGUCGCAGAAGAAUCACGAUUAUCUCAGUAAAUUAUUGGAUAAUAUGCCUUAUAUCCAACUCAUAAACUUAAAAUAUCCUUUUCUACACACAUACAUAUGUCCUACUCGUACACCACACUACUGUACUUGGGGGGGGAAAUUAUUGUGUAACCGAAAAAUGUAUAUGUAAGUGGACCUUCCUAUAGAAGCCGAAACGACUUUUCCGAUCAAAAUUAUUUAAAUGUACAAUUAUACAAUAUAAAUUUAAUUACAUUAGUGUUUGGGUGCCCUAUUACACUGCCCUGGUGUAGAAUAGAUACCUAUAUCUAUAAUAACUGCCAUGAGGAGAAUAUGACUGCUGUGUUUAAUAAUUUGUAUCAGUUUGAUUGAAAAAAAUAAAUUAUAUGUGUAUACAUAUGAGUGUAUAAAUAUAUACAAAUACUCUCCUUUUGUCUUGGCAUAAAUUAUUUGGCUACGUAAUACAAUUGAAUUGUGAUUUUUUAAAGUAAAUAUUUCUGAAAAUCUCAAUUCUUUAAUCCAUUAUAUUUAACUAAAUAUAAAGAAAUAUAUAAUUAAAAAUGUAAAAUUAUUAACUAGUUAAAUUAAAAUACUUGGUAAGUUAUUAUACCCCACGAAAGAUGGGGACUAGCUGUAAGUGUAAAUGAUUAAGGCAAUUAUAAUUUAUUAUAACGUUAUAAGGAUGUAAAAUAAACAACCAUAAGAAUGAUAAGAUAUACAAUGUGAAAUAGCAAUAUAUAAUUUUGUAAGUUUGUAACUUUAUAUAAAAAUUGAUAUAUACAUAAUAAAGAAACUUGACUUUUA
Messenger RNA from Bactrocera dorsalis (oriental fruit fly), 5584 nucleotides. It is a transcript of the gene Pihd2, whose product is annotated as PIH1 domain-containing protein 2. The transcript is spliced from 3 exons. Gene Ontology annotation, cellular component: cytoplasm. Lineage: Eukaryota; Metazoa; Arthropoda; Insecta; Diptera; Tephritidae. The record is from RefSeq and is a predicted model, not a curated record. Bases 1150 to 2853 code for a protein of 567 amino acids.